Anopheles marshallii is the source of this 7698-nucleotide messenger RNA. RefSeq names its product protein sevenless (gene sev). NCBI's taxonomy places the organism in Eukaryota, Metazoa, Arthropoda, Insecta, Diptera, Culicidae. Gene Ontology annotation, cellular component: signaling receptor complex; membrane. The transcript is spliced from 13 exons. Gene Ontology annotation, biological process: positive regulation of kinase activity; regulation of TOR signaling; multicellular organism development. Gene Ontology annotation, molecular function: transmembrane receptor protein tyrosine kinase activity; ATP binding; protein binding. The record is from RefSeq and is a predicted model, not a curated record.
AUGUCUAACGCGUGGCCCCCGGGGCCAACCGGAACCGGAAGGGUCCGGUACCGUGGCGGUACGGCACCGCCCAUCAAUCAAUCCCACCGUCCGCUAUCAACGGUGACCGUGCAGUUGCUGGUGGUGGUAACACUUGCAGUGACAACUGCCCUCCUAUCAACUGGCGCGGAUGGAUCGACCGUACCGGCGACAAAGGCCGGAGAGCACGAUUAUUCCGGGGCCAUACAGGACCUUGAAAUGGGCUGCAUCAACCGUUGCCCCGAUCAGAAUCAAACGAGCUUUACCGAACACAUCGACGCUAGCUGUGGAAACGAUUGCUACAUUAAGCAGUGUACGAUUGGCUGCCGGCAGUGGGAGCUUGCGCUCGAGUCCAGCUGUCAGCGUGCGUGUGUAAGUAUCACCUUAUCUAUUAUACCGCAGCGGCACUAGUUGACUUACGGGAACAUAAUACUUGUAAUCUUCGAACCACCUCACGCGCACAUGCAGAACGUCAGCGAUCAGGAGCUGUUGGAGGCACGGGAAUGGUCCUGCAUUGCGGGAUGCAACGACGGAUUGAGCCGGUACUUUCGGUGGCUAAAGGCGGAGAUCGGUACACCGCAUGCGCCGGCCCUUGUCGCCGACAGUCUUACCGCGACGGCACUCGCCCUGGAAUGGGAAAUCCCGGAGCGUCUGGUACGGCUGGCACGGCAUCGCAACCGGGGCCCACGCAGCUAUCUCGUCCAGUGGCGUUACGAGGAGGUGGCCGGUGACUGGAAGUACUACCGGAAUCAGAGCAUGGGUGACAGUUCGACCGUGCGCGUGGACAACCUGCAGCCGUACACCAAGUACCGGUUUCGCGUAGCGUUGUUGCUGUCGCCCCACCACGACCAGGUCCUGACGUCUGAGCAGAGCGUCAUUAUCAGCACGCUACCGUCCGGUGUGCCAACCUCCGAACCCACCAUCGUCCGUGCGGUUGCAGUAGAUCACUCGCGCAUAUCCAUCUCCUGGGAACCGGGCCCAUUCCCGAACGGUCCCGUACUGUCAUACGUACUGCAAAUUAAGGACCUGCACCCGAUCGGCUACAGUGCCCUCAAGGAAAUCCCGGAAUCGAAUACGUCUCGCCAUUACAUGUUCGAGAAGCUGGAACCGGAGCGUAACUAUUCGGUUUCGGUUGCGAUGAGCAAUCCCGCUGGUGAAGGUCCGGCAUCGGUGACACUCGUUGCCACACCACCCAAACCUACCGGCCACGAGGAGGCGCCACUGCCAACGCUCAUUCUCGGUGCGGAACGUUCCAUCCUGGCGCAGAGCUCACUGACCCUGUUCUCCGAUCCCCCGACCAACGUGUACGCCAGCGUCGACCACAAGAUUCGUGGCACAGCAACACACAUCCGGCGCGGGUUACUGUUCGUGUCGGACGACGCCGGUUACAUCUAUCGGGCUCCAUCGCGUCCUGGUGCCGAGAAGGCGCGGGUCGCCAUACUGGUUCCCGGUGCCGCCAACAACUUCCGCCCGACGCUGCUGUCUGUCGAUUGGCUGAACGAGCAUCUGUAUGUGCUGGGACAGGCGCGCCCGACGAAGCUGUGGCAGAUUGCGUACUGUGAUUUCAGCGGUGGCCACCUAACAGUGGCGAUCGCGGGUCUUCAACGUCGGCCGGACCAUUUCGCAGUCGAUCCGUUCAAUGGGUACCUCUUCUGGGUUGUUGGUGGUACCGGACCCGACACAGGACUGUUUCGGCUCGAUCUGGGUGACAUCUCGAACGGUGUGCGUCACGAAAUCCGACCCCUGCAGAUGGUGAGCGGGCGCAAUCUCGGUGCGUUUACGCUAGAUCAUGCCAACUUUCGAGUGUUGCUCGCUGAUCAAGGCAAUAACACGGUGUUGGCGGUAUCGUUCGAUGGUAGCAAGCAGGAAGACAUCCGCAACAACACACAACAGCCACGGUUCGAGCGCGUCAAAUCGUUGGCGCGUGCGAAUGGGCUGUUUUACUGGACGAACGGUACCGAGGUGUUUGCCGAGGACUAUCAUCGGCUGCACAACAGCUACUACCAUAACGCAUUCCCAAUAGCGGCCAACAAUACGUACUUCAGCAUCAGUGUUAACCUGACAGCGGAACAGCCAAUCCCGGUGCCCGUGAAUCCACCGCGCAACCUGCAAGCCCUUGCCUCGCCGGAUAAGCUUAAGGUGUCCUGGGACGUGCCGUAUCUGCUCGGGGUGAAAGGGCGAGGUGCGUGGCAGAGCUGGAGCUACCUGGUGGAGAUUAGUGACGAGCAGCUGGACAGCGUUCUGCACGUCGCUACGGUCAAUGGUACGAGCUACGCCUGCGACAUCGCCGGCCGGCUACUCCCGAACCGGGUGUAUACAGUGCGAGCGGCCGCCUUUACCGCGGCAGGCCGUGGACCGUGGAGUCGGGAGUUCCGCGUACGGACGCUGCGCCCGGAAAGUCAGCACCAUCUGGUGUGGGCCAGCACGGACGGUAUCGUGCGCAGCGACGUGAUCGGUGAGCACGUGUCCACGCUCAUACCACGCUCAGCCGAGCUGGACGGUGCGGCCGUAACGAGCCUCGCUUGGCACGCCCGCACACUGUACGUGGUGAGCAACUCCACGCUACGAUUAUACCGCGAGCCGAGCGCUCCCGGCGGCGAGUGGACAAAGCUGCGCGAGCUCGAAUCGGUCGAGUGUGUGGCGAUCGAUUGGAUCGGCGAACGACUGUACUACUCGAAUCCGGCCCAGCAGCUGAUCGUACGGUCAGGAUUGCUCGGUGAACAGCCCGAACCAAUACACAGCGUGAUGAACGUGCGUGAGAUACGAUUCGAUGCGUACCGCGGCUACAUCUACUGCUCGUCCGGACUCAUACUAGAGGCGUUCCGUCUGAACGGCAAAAGCCGUGUGCAGUACUUCAGCGAGAAACUCUUCACCGGCAAACAGAUCAUCGGCAUGACCCUGGACCACGAUGGGCAACGGUUGUUCUGGAUCGUGCGCAGCUACUCACACUCCCAUCUCUACUGGGCACCGCUCGCUGGGAGUCCAGCCGCUGCCAGUGGCGGUGGGACCGGAUCCGGCACGCUUCCUUCGCUGCCACUCACCGACCAGACGCCUCAAGGCCCACUGCUGCACUUCAGCGAUCGGUUGCUGUGGCUGAAGGAAAGCCAGGUUGUAGUCGGUGAUGUGAAGGGUGAAAAUUUGGCUUACAUUCGCAACCACCAUCUGAACGGUACGCGGGCACUAGCACUAAUCGAUCCGACACCGAAAGCGCCCUCGAUCAACGUGCUGCCUGCGAGUGUGAAUGCGAGUACGAUUCGCGUCACCGGUGACUGGCGACGUUUUAACAUCAGCUGGACACCGGUCGAGAACGUCAACUACAGCACCGUAUUUUACAAGCUCACGCUUAAGCUACCGGACGCACGGGACAUUGUGCAGGAGCUAACUGUCCCGUUCUUCACGUACGGUGCCGCUGGUGAUGAUGAUGGUGGUGACGAUAAUGAAGCAGCUGGUGUGGAGCAUGGGCCGAUCGCACCGUAUACACCGAUUGAUAUUACGCUGCACGCCUUCACCUACUGGCGAUCGUCGGGUUUUUCAAGUGUGCGACGACACACACCGGCAGGCAAACCAUCGGUACCGGUUGCACCUCGUGCGUACAUUCAACAUCACUACCUACCCGGCACACACGAGCUGAGCACCGGCAUUGUCUACCGCUGGUCACCACCGGCCGAGCCGAAUGGACCAAUCGUAGCCUAUCGUGUCGAUUGUUGGUCUAGCUACGACGAGACGAAACGACGGGUGUUGCUGGACGGUGUGGAGGUGCGCAACAGACGCACAGAGCUACUAAUACCCGAAGCGGUACACCCGAACAUGACCUACUACCUGCAGGUGCGUGUGUGCAAUGUCGACCACAACGGGGAUCCGAGCGAGAUACGUUCGAUUGGGUUGCGCGACGGUCGUCCACUGCCGCUACUGUACGUUGCUACCCAUGAGCAGAUACUGCUGCUGGAUCUCGAUCUGCGCGAAAGUACUCCGAUCGUAGCGACACCCAUACCAGCCAAACACAUCGCCGAACUACGCCACGAGCGUAAGCUAUUCUGGGUGAACGAUAGGAAUGAGCUGUUCAUGCACGACGACGCGGAUGGUAAGCGUAAGCUGGCGCAGGUUCUGGGUAAUGUUACCGCACUCACCGUCGACUGGGUCUCACGUACCGUGUACGCUCGUACGCACACAUCUUCCGGCAAUGGCAGCACACUGCACGCGUACGAUCUGAACCGAUACGAGAGCGGUGGCUCGGAGCCGCACCAACGCACGUUCAGUCUACCCGCAGAACCGAUCACGAUCGAUCUGUUGCAGUUCUUGCCGGAUGUGGCGGAGCUACUGGCUAUGUCACGCACGUCCCGUACCGGUUACCUUAUCUCGCUCGAUGAGCCGGACCGAGAACCGGUCGCCUUCAACUGUGCCGCAGCGACCGUAGACGAACGGAUACAACGGGUCUGUGAUGAGCAUGGGCACGAAAUGAACGACAACAGACCGCGCGACACCGUGCAGGACGAGGGCUAUCUGUAUUGGAUCGGUGCGAAUGGGGCAGUGAAUGUGCGAGCCCGCGUUGAUCCACCAACCACGGCUGCGGAAGAGUUUCCGAUAGCAGGAGCUGUCGCCUUGCUGCCAGUGCAGCAACAGCAGCGCUAUCCUCCCGAGCGCUGUCUCGUCCCGGUCGUACACCACAUCCAGUAUCUGCCUGAGCUGUAUAACAGCACCGAGAACUCGAUCACGUUGCGCCUGCCCGAACCGGAACGGCACGCCGACUGUAGCCGACGACCACCGGCAGUACGGUAUCGCAUUAUGUACCAGCUGGAGCAUGAACCAACAGCCGACAUAUACGUGGACUACUCGUACGAGAUGAGCCGGACGAUAGGGAACCUGCGGCCGUACACUAGCUACCGGUUUGGCAUCUCCCUCAGCAACCACUAUCUCGCAGCGAGCGGUACGCUCACCGAACGGUUGCUCGUCAUUGCGGCGACGACCGAAACGCCGAAGCAUCACAUGCCGGCCGUGUUUAGAACGGCUGACGGACCACCGUCGCGCCCCGAAGACAUCAAGGCCUUCCCGAUCAGCCCAACCGAGGCGUUCGUCAGCUGGUUGCCAUCGCGCCAGAAGUACAGCCACAAUGUGUCGUACGAGAUAUGGCGUGCGGAGCUGGACGAGCACAAAACCCGACAACAGCAGCGUGUUUCCGAUUUUAAAAUGCACGACGCAUUCAUGACGGCGGAGAUUUUGAAACUGCAGCCGAACCAGACGUACAUUAUAUGGGUGCGGGCGUUCUCCACGUUUCACGCGUUUAGCGAUAGCGAGAAGGUCCAGAUACAGACGUUCCCGGAGCCAACCGACGUAAAGCAGCUAGGACUGAACUCGACAUUUAUUCGGCUGCACUGGACUCCUCCUGCCAACUGUUCCAACUACCAGAUUCAGUACUCCGUCGCUGGACAGAACGUCUGGACUACGAUGUACGAUUCGACAGCGCAGUCAACCAUUUCGAACCACUGUGAAUACAAGCUGAAUGAGCUGUUGCCGAAGACUAAAUAUCGGUUCAAGAUGCUGCUGUACUAUCAACACCGAAGGGAACCGUACCAGUGGCCGAACGGUCGUGAGAUACUGUUCGAGACGAAGGCAGACAAACCGUCCGCUCCCGGUCGGCCAACGGUGACGAAGCUGCGGCAGGAUGUGUACAAGGUUAGCUGGGAGCCGGCAAAGGAUAAUGGUGCCACCAUAGAGGAGUACGCCCUGCAGGCACUCGUAACCCAGUCGAAGCGGGCCGCGCGUUUGGUGAUGCCACCGGCGGAAGUGAACGCACUGGUGGUUGGCACAAACGGUACCAGCGAUACCGAAUCGUUUACCGAGGUAGAAACGUAUGACGAACAUUGGAGCCAGGUGUACAACGGUACGGACGUGUACUGGAUCAUCCCGGAACGGCAUGCCAUCCAGGGUAGCCUGUUUCGGGUGCGGGCACGUAACUCGUACGGUUGGGGCCCGUUCAGCGAUGAAAGCCGGGCAACCAGCGGAAAACUGCUAGUGCAGCGCACCUUCAUCUACAUCGGAACCUUCGUCUUCACCGUUACCGGGAUCAUACUGUUCGUCUCAGUGCUGGUAGUACUGGUGUUACGUGCAAUACAUCGCAUGAAGAAGAUGAACCAGGCUAAUGCACGACUUUCCGAUGUUGAGCUGGCCAACUUGCGAGAGCUUCCACGGCGUGGUAACUUCGUUCAAACCACCAACAUCCUGUACAGUUCGGGCUCGAUGACAGACUCGGAAAUAGCGCUGUUGCCCCGUAUACGUCUCGACCAGAUCUUUAUGGCAAGUUCCUCGCUGCUGGGCAGUGGAGCAUUCGGAGAAGUAUAUGAGGGUGUUGUGAAGGGCGUCGACGGCGAGGCGGAAACACGGGUGGCAAUAAAGACUCUCAAAAAAGGUGCAAAAAUGCACGAGAAGCAAGAGUUCCUGCAAGAAGCACAGCUGAUGAGUAACUUCAAGCACAAGCACAUUACGCGCCUGCUCGGUGUGUGCCUCGAGGCGGACGCGCUACUCAUCAUCAUGGAGCUGAUGCAAGGGGGCGAUCUGUUGAGCUAUCUGCGCCGCAGCAGGUCCCUCCCGGGUCAGGCCGCCCGGUUGACGAUGCUCGAUCUGAUCUCGAUGUGCCAGGACGUGGCGUCCGGUUGCCGGUAUCUGGAGGAGAUGCACUUCGUGCACCGCGAUUUGGCGUGCCGCAACUGUCUGGUGUCGUCGACGGAUCCGCGCGAUCGCGUGGUAAAGAUUGGAGACUUUGGGUUGGCGCGAGAUAUCUACAAGAACGACUACUACCGGAAGGAGGGUGAAGGUUUGCUGCCGGUACGGUGGAUGUCGCCGGAAAGUCUGGUAGACGGUGUGUUCACAUCACAGUCGGACAUCUGGGCUUUCGGGGUGCUUCUGUGGGAAAUUAUGACGCUGGGUGAGCAACCGUAUCAGGCGAAGAAUAACGUCGAGGUGCUGAACCAUGUGCGCGAGGGUGGCCAUCUCGAUCGACCGAAGGUGUGCCCGAACGAGAUGUACGAGCUCAUGCAGUACUGCUGGAGAUUCUCGCCGGAUGAACGACCCACGUUCCGAUACUGUUUGGAGGUGUUGAGAACACUGCGUGAAAAUACUAGCGAGGAUACGCAGAUCAUCGCACCGUUCCCGGCAAAACUGCAGCAAGAGGCCGUAUCCAACCCGGCAUACCUGGGGUCCGAAAGUGGCCAGAUCUCCCCACUGUCAGGCUCAUUGCGCUACGGUGGAAACGAUGUCGGAAUGAUCGCCACACCGCCGACAUCCAGCAGCGGUAGCAGCGGUGCAACUGGAUGUCCCGGACCAAACACCCCGAAGUACUUGGAGCUGGUUUACGAGAACAGUGGCGACCAGGACCAGCCGGACGGUUUCAGCGUACCGCCGGACCGUGCCAGCCCGAUACCAGCGAUGCCCACCGACAAUGGCUAUGAGAUACCGAUCACCGACACCCGUGGACAGUUCGUCGAGGCAAGCAGCAGCAACAGCCUGCCACGCCAAGCGAACCUCGGCCUACCGAACCUGCCGAUGCUCAUACCGAACCUCUCGGUCCUGCUGCCGGAUAGUGCGGACGCCAGCCGAGACUGCCAUCCGCAGAUGGAAUCGGACACGCCGGAUUCUGCUACCAGCAGUAUUAUUAUCGAACGCGAGGAACGACAGGCAAAGAGCUGA